CAAACAUCCGGAAACGUCCAUUGUCGGACAUGAAUUCCUCGAAGAACACCUGAAUCGGAGAUUGCUUCUCUUUACCAUCACAAAUUGAAGAAGAACAACUCACACACAAUUGAAUAGUCCAUUGUUUAAGAAUCCAACCGGAAAUCUUAUUUUUCUCCAUUCACUUGAUUUUUGAGUCGUUUGAACGCGGAAGUAUAGCAGUUGUGAAGAGCUGCGCCGAUUCCCCUUUGCUAUGUCAACAUGUUAAGUUUCUCUCCCAUCAUGACAUGCACGAGUAAUAUAGUCCGCCUUAGUGGGCAUGCUGGAAGGCAAAUGACUUCUCAAGUUUAUGCCAUGAUCAUCUCUGGGAACUUUUGCUCCCAUGGACUAAGGCGUAACUGUCAUUCAUCUGGUUCUGCCUUCUCCAAAUGGAGGAGAAAUUGGCAUCCAUUAGCUGUUAAAAGCUCAGCAAAUUCUAUAGGACAGAAGAUGACAUACCUAGGAACUUCAUCAUCAUGCCAAAACAUUCGUUUAAGACUUUUGGUGCCAAAACAAGAGUGGACCAAGGUCGGGUGGUAUUUUAGAGCCAAAUCUCUGUUGCGAGGAGGUGCCUCUGCUGGGCUGAUUUUUGGCUUGUUGGUUUGCUUUGCAAGUUUCAAUCCGGUGUAUGCUGCAGUGGCCAAAAGGAAAACGGAUAACAAGGAUGUUUGUGAGUCUUCCAUGACCAGUUCACAUGGAAAGAAAGUUUACACUGACUACUCCAUCACAGGCAUACCUGGAGAUGGGAGAUGUUUGUUCCGCUCAGUGGCACAUGGUGCUUGUCUACGAUCUAGUAAACCAUCUCCUAGUGAGAGUCUUCAGAGAGAACUAGCAGAUGAAUUGCGAACCAGAGUUGCAGAUGAGUUUGUCAAGAGACGAGAAGAGACAGAAUGGUUUGUUGAGGGUGAUUUUGACACCUAUGUUUCGCAAAUCAGGAAGCCAUAUGUUUGGGGGGGUGAACCUGAGUUGUUCAUGGCCUCACAUGUUCUCCAGAUGCCAAUCACUGUCUACAUGUAUGAUGAAGAUGCUGGUGGCCUGAUUGCCAUUGCUGAGUAUGGCCAAGAAUAUGGCAAGGAGGAUCCAAUUAGAGUCCUCUAUCAUGGUUUAGGCCAUUAUGAUGCUUUACAGAUUCCUGGGAAGAAGAAUGGUAGAUCAAGACUAUAGCGUGUAUAAGAUUCGGCCAGGGGUGGGAGUUGGGGGAAUAAGAAGUUAUUUGUGUUAUCUUCUUCAGUCACAUUUGAUUGGGUCAAAGAAGUGCCUAAAAGCUCCUUUCCCAUCCGUCGUUUUAUUUGAAUUACUGCUAAUAUACCUUGUUAAGGACUGCAGCCCAAGUUUCUACUAUGUGGCAGAUCGGAUGAGCCCAAAUUUUGUGGAUAGAUAGAUCUCAAGCUCCCCAGCCUAUAUAGUUUCUGCUGAAGCUGGAACAAAGUUCGACAGGUGGUAAAAUAAAGCUCUGAAAAUGUGAGGACUACAGGAAGGUGAAUGGACGUAUACCAUCAACUAAAAUGAUACUAGGAUGCAUUCUGAUUGAAUUAGGUUAUGAACUUCACAUGCACUUGCAAGUUGCCCACUUUGAGUGGAGUGGGCUUCCUAUUCAAUACAUGUAUCAUUAUUUGCUAGAGUGAGAAGAGGUAGAAUUUGAUUGGGUAACUUAUCUAAUUCAAACAUUUUUAUAAUUUUAA
Molecule: messenger RNA, 1700 nt
Organism: Macadamia integrifolia
Lineage: Eukaryota; Viridiplantae; Streptophyta; Magnoliopsida; Proteales; Proteaceae
Product: OVARIAN TUMOR DOMAIN-containing deubiquitinating enzyme 4-like
Exons: 6
Coding region: 241-1182 (313 amino acids)
Biological process (GO): endoplasmic reticulum unfolded protein response; protein deubiquitination
Cellular component (GO): nucleus; cytosol
Molecular function (GO): cysteine-type deubiquitinase activity
Source: RefSeq, a predicted model, not a curated record